This is a messenger RNA of Lasiosphaeria miniovina, 588 nucleotides long. RefSeq names its product Longin-like domain-containing protein. Lineage: Eukaryota; Fungi; Ascomycota; Sordariomycetes; Sordariales; Lasiosphaeriaceae. The record is from RefSeq and is a predicted model, not a curated record. Gene Ontology annotation, cellular component: nucleus; TRAPP complex; cytoplasm. The transcript has 3 exons. Gene Ontology annotation, biological process: endoplasmic reticulum to Golgi vesicle-mediated transport. The coding region runs from base 1 to 588 and encodes 195 amino acids.
AUGGCGACCGCAAUUCCCUCGAUAGCCUGCCUGGGGGUGAUUGGCCGAAAUAACAACCCGCUCCACGUCGCCAUCUUCCCCUCGUACGAUCCCGUCACCAAUAACUUUGCCCCCGUGCGCACGCCGCUGCAGUUCUCGCUGCUCCUGUCUAGCACGCUCGACGUCUUUGAGCUGCGCGCCCGGCACAAUGCCGCCACCGGCGUCGGCCUGAGUGGCGACUUUGGCCUCCUCCACGCCGUCGACGAGCGCCUCGCCGCCUACGGCUUCGAGACAAACACGGGCACCAAGUUUGUCGUCCUCGUCGAUAUGCGCGGCCGCCGCAUCGACGGUGCCAUCGCCGCCGGCCUCGUGGACAUUAAGGAGAAGCGGCUCGGCGCUGUCGCCGUGGGGCUGCGCGAGGGCGAGAUGAAGCCAGUGUUCAAGGCUAUGCAAACGGCCUACGUCAAGCUGCUGCAGAACCCAUUCUUCGACCCGGACGAGCACGCACCGCCGGCCGGCCACGGCGGGAAGAAGAUCACGAGCAGGAAGUUUGCCGACGACAUGCGGAGAAUUGGGGAGACUUGGACCCCUGGCGUUACGAACCUCUGA